Alternaria arbusti is the source of this 1341-nucleotide messenger RNA. RefSeq lists its product as uncharacterized. The transcript is spliced from 2 exons. Gene Ontology annotation, molecular function: sulfide:quinone oxidoreductase activity; FAD binding. Bases 1 to 1341 code for a protein of 446 amino acids. The record is from RefSeq and is a predicted model, not a curated record. Gene Ontology annotation, cellular component: mitochondrion. NCBI's taxonomy places the organism in Eukaryota, Fungi, Ascomycota, Dothideomycetes, Pleosporales, Pleosporaceae.
AUGUCCGCACUAAUCCUCAAACGUGCAUCGCAAACCGCGACCAAGAUCACGCGACCCGCCUUCCAACAUUCCAUCCGUAGUCUAGCAACCGUAUCACCAGUCCAAACACCAACCCGCAACCACAAAAUCGUCGUAAUCGGCGGCGGCUCAGCCGGUAUAUCCCUCUCCCACCAACUCCUGCGCAAAGGAAACUUCUCCCAAGACGACAUCGCCAUCAUCGACCCCGCGCAAUGGCACCACUACCAACCCGGCUGGACGCUCGUAGGCGGCGGUCUAAAGAAAAAAGAAGACCUGCGCCGCCCCUUGAAAGACCUCAUGGACCCACGCUUCAAAUUCUACAACAGCGCUGUAGGAAGUUUUGCGCCGGACCAAAAUUACGUCCUGACGAGCAACGGGGAGAAGAUUGGUUAUGAGCAGUUGGUUGUUGUGCCUGGUAUUACGCUUGAUUAUGGGAGUGUUGGGGGGCUGAAGGAGGCGCUAGAGGAGAAAGAUGCUAUGGUUAGCACGAUUUAUGAUUAUAGGUAUUGUGAUAAGGCGUUUGAGAAUGUGAAGAGGUUUAGGAAGGGGGAUGCGGUGUUUACGCAGCCGGCGGGUGUUGUGAAGUGUGCGGGGGCGCCGCAGAAGAUUAUGUGGUUGGCUUUGGAUUAUUGGAAAGAGGCGGGAUUGUAUCCGAAGGAUAUCAAUGUUGCGUUUGCGACGGGGCUGCCGACGAUGUUUGGGGUGCCGAAGUACGCAGCGACCCUCGAAAAACUCCGCGUAGAACGCGGGGUCGAGGGCCUCUUCCAACACGACCUGACCUCCAUCUCCGGCAACACCGCAACCUUCACUUCCCCCAACUCCCCCACCCCAGUGAAAAAACACUUCGACUUCCUGCACGUCGCGCCUAAGAACGUGCCUUGGGGCUUCAUCAAAUCCAGCCCUCUAGCCAACGAAGCAGGCUACGUCUCCGUCUCAGACACCACAACGCAACACACUUCGUACCCCAAUAUCUGGUCGAUAGGCGACGCGUCCUCGCUACCCACCUCCAAGACCGUCGCAGCUAUCACGGCCGAAGCACCGGUACUUGUUUCUAACGUACUGUCUGCGAUGGAGGGCAAGGAGUUGACGGCAGCUUAUGACGGGUAUACGUCUUGUCCUUUGUUGACGGGAAGGAAAGAGGUUCUACUUGCGGAAUUCAAGUAUGGGGGUGUGCCGAAAGAGACGUUUAAUUCGCUUUUUGGGAUUGAUCAGGGGGUGCCCAGGAAGGCGUUUUAUUGGCUCAAGAAGGACUUUUUCCCGUGGGUGUAUGGGAAGUAUCAUGUUAAGGGGGAGUGGGCGGGGCCGAAGGGGUUGGCUAGGUGA